GGUGCGAGUCUGAGAAGACUCUCCUCGCGUCCGCCGCGGCUCCUCUCCACGCUGUGGUCGUCGUCACCGCCGUCUCCGAGCCUCGUACAGGCCUUCGUGUUCCCCACCGUUCGAUAUCCCCCAUGGCGGCGAUCUAUAGUCUCUUCAUCAUCAACAAAUCCGGCGGUCUCAUCUUCUACAAGGAUUACGGAUCGGCGGGGCGGAUGGACACGAAUGACAGCCUGCGGUUGGCGAGCUUGUGGCACUCGAUGCACGCCAUCUCGCAGCAGCUGUCGCCCACCACCGGUUGCGCCGGCAUUGAACUCCUACAAGCUCACACCUUUGAUCUCCACUGCUUCCAGUCCCUCACUGGAACAAAGUUUUUUGUUGUCUGCGAGCCUGGCACGUUGCAUAUGGAAGCUUUGCUGAAAGUGAUCUAUGAGUUAUACACAGAUUAUGUUCUGAAGAACCCAUUCUAUGAGAUGGAGAUGCCAAUUCGGUGUGAACUUUUUGAUCUCAACCUCUCUCAAGUGAUCCAAAAAGACCGUGUUGCCUUGUUAGGGAGAUGAACAGUAUUCCUGACUAUAAUUAUGUAGUUUUCUUCUUCUUAUUCUUCUUCUUCUUUUGUGUGUGGGUUUGUUUCAUUAGACAAGACUACAAGUUAAUUCCUAUGGAAUAUUGUAUUGCCAAACUAUUUGAGUUUUCUCUCCUUACGUAAAAGGUAAGUUCUAUUUGUGUUUU
Messenger RNA from Musa acuminata subsp. malaccensis (wild Malaysian banana), 720 nucleotides. RefSeq lists its product as uncharacterized. Lineage: Eukaryota; Viridiplantae; Streptophyta; Magnoliopsida; Zingiberales; Musaceae. Gene Ontology annotation, biological process: endoplasmic reticulum to Golgi vesicle-mediated transport. Gene Ontology annotation, cellular component: TRAPP complex. The record is from RefSeq and is a predicted model, not a curated record.